Asterias rubens (European starfish) is the source of this 5679-nucleotide messenger RNA. RefSeq lists its product as uncharacterized. The record is from RefSeq and is a predicted model, not a curated record. The coding region runs from base 1 to 4317 and encodes 1438 amino acids. The transcript has 3 exons. NCBI's taxonomy places the organism in Eukaryota, Metazoa, Echinodermata, Asteroidea, Forcipulatida, Asteriidae.
AUGGUGAGAGCCCAUGAAGGUGACGCUGAUGCCGAUGAUGUUAGCCCCGGUGAGCUAGCAGAUGACGAAUCAGAUGAUGUGGAUGAGAAGGACAGAGAGGAUGCGGAAGAAAUCCGCAAGGACAUUCCACCAGUGGUGAAGAAAGAGAUACUCGAUGAUGAACGACAGAGAGGCUCUUGCGACCGCUCCUCCUCGUCAGCUGCCACCUCUCCAAGGAGCCCGCGCCAUGGACCUCUGGCGUCGCCUGUCCACUCCCUCCCCGUCCCGAGCCUACCUUUCCCAUCCACAAACGGUCCGAUGACGAUGUUGAGCAAAAUGUGCACUGCUCUGUCGGGGACGGACAGUGAUUCUGAGGAUGAGGACUCGGAACUGGAAGCCAUGCUUCGCUUUAAUCAACUCGGAAUGUUUGCCAGUGGCAACAGGCCAACCUUCCCGGAGCAGGAGGAGGCCUUGGACUUGAGAGUAUCCAAAGUCAAACACCGGAAAGAGUCGCCGGGUCACAAGUCGAACGGCAGAUCCAAGGCGAGAUCGGAUUCGUCCGAUACGAGUCCGGGCAAAUCGGUGAAAACCGUGUUCUGUGAGACUGUCCCUCGAGAUGUACUAGCCAGUGUGUCCCGAUUGCAAGCAGACUAUAGCGUGCUUCCAUCCCAAGUCAGUCUCUGUCGUGGGAUCAAUGGCCGCUGUAACUUUGUCCUAUGCACCGAUUGCUACCAGGCCUUCCCCAAUGUGGGAAUGCUAUCCUUGCAUCUCAUAGCUACUGGACACAAUAGCACAAAGCAGCUGAACUCUGAACUCAUGCUACAGAGAGGAUACCUGGCCCUCAUUCCACCAAGGACAGAGUUUUUCAGCACCUGUGCAUUACGCAGGAAGCAACGCCUCCCUGCGGCAUCCUCACGGAAGGAACUGUGUGCGUACACCUGUGCCACUUGCUCAGUCUCAUUCCCAGACUUCUUAGACUAUACUGUGCAUCUAACGACAAGCGGACACGAUAAGCAGGAGAAGCCGCACUCGUCACAGUCUAAACCUCCCGCUGGGGACUGUCCCGAGGAGAUCCCAGUCAACCAAGUCCUGAAAUGCAUGAUUUGCCAAGCUUCAUUCCGAACCCUUAAAGAUCUGACCAUGCACAUGGUCCGGACAAAACACUACAGUCAUGUCCCGGGACACACCGGGAUCCUCUUGACCAGAGCCAACGCCAAGCAAGAUGAGAAAGGAAUAGAUGAUGCGGAAGAGGAUGGAGACAUCUUGGAGGAUGAGGAAUGUCCGAUGCCGGCCAAUUCUCUCGUAGAAAGACUACCAGCCAAUGUUCUGUCCCAAGAGACAGAGAAACUAUCACGGAGAGAGCAGAGAAACUCCCAGAGCUCCGUCAGUUCGAAAGAAGAAAUGUGUCAGACCGCGACUAAGGCUGCACUGAAUCAGUUGUUGGCUGCUCGAAGUCAUAGCGCUCAAAAGAGUCCCCAAGCUCUUGAGCGACCACACUCAGUCGAUUCUGAAAUAAAUCAAAGGACAUCUAGCAAAAGUCGAUCGCUCAAGUGUUUAGGAUGCUAUCACCUAUUUGCUAAUGUACACAAACUCACGGAGCACAUGAAGGAGACGGGGCAUUUUCUUGCUCCUGCCUUCGGCCAUAAUACCCUGCAUAAUGAGGCAAGCUCAGAGCGCAAGGCACCAACAAACGGAACGAGUGUGCCAAUGAAAGCAAGCUCGCCCACCAAGAAGCAGCAUAUGAGUGGUGGAGAAAAGGAAGACUCCAGCCAACAACCGGGAGAUAAAAUAAAGAUUGUUCUCAAGGACGGCGCCUCAAAGAAACAGCUGCUGAGUGUGUCUCAAAAUUUGGAUUCAGAGAGUAGGAAAGCAGCCGUUAGAAGUGACCGUCCGGAUGACGGUGAAGACAAUAAGUCAAAGUCUCAAAAGAAACUGCAGAAGGCCACUUCUGCUGAAAGCAUCGGGGACGCUGUCUGGAAAGAUAGCCUCCGCGAAUCUCCUGUCUCGAAUGAGCCACAAAAGCGCACAGAUAAGACACCAAGUCCUCAUGGGUCACCCCCGAGCUCGGCUAUUAAAUACGUGAGCCCGGAUAACUUUGAUGAGAUUUUUCCUACCAACAUGACCAAUCUGUCUUGCCUCAAACCGCGCUCGUCAGAGAGCAGUGUAACAAACCCGCUCGAUAAGCUCACAUCCAUGGUGGAAACGGCCAAGGAGACAAACUUUCAUCCCAGGUUGCUGAGCAACAACCACUACCGAGUACCAUGGAUGCCAUUGGUUGAAACGCCCCAGCACCAGUACGUGAACGGUGGAGGUAUGUUCCCAAGUUAUGCCGGUCUUGCCAUGGUUUACAACGCUGUUUCCCAGGCGACAAGCCCCUCCGAUGUCAUUGCCUCCAAGAUGGAAAAGCAUCUCAAAGCGAAAGAGUCCGAAAAUGUGACUGUGGCGGAGGCGAUCGAUAAAAUCUUGUCCCAUUCAUUUCGGAAAGAUGACAAGAGUCCUGAAUCUCGUCACAGCCCAAAGCUCGACCAGGCCACUGGAGGGCAACGCCAUGGUCAACCCACUGGACUGAAAUCAAAUCUGAUGGAAACUUGCCCAUCGAACAAGAGCAGAGUGCAUUCAAGAAAAUCCUCCAGGCAUGCACGGAGCGAACAUCUGAAGAGAUCCACAGACAACAAAGAGUCCCAAAUCGAGCAUCAGAGCCAUAGAAAAAUCGCUAAGAGGAGGCACUCACUGGCUUCGGAAUCAGUAAAAAAUUCACACUCAAGGGACUUGGUCGCCCAGACCAAAUUCAGUUCAAAGAAUACCCUCUCACUGAAGUCAUUCAGGGCUGAUGUUCAGUUUGCCGAUCAGAAUACACACUCUGAGAAUGAGCCGCAGGCUACCGCGUCGUCGUUGUCCAACAACAAAAAACAGUUGGUGAGGGCGACGACCGUAAGCAUCCCCGUUCAGAAAUAUGUUCAGAAAAAAUGUCCGGCAUCUUUUAAGAAGUCCAGUCAUUCUUCGUCUGAGAGUGGCAGAAAGGAGAAGAAUCGUACAGAGACUUACAGAGAAAUGAGAAACACAAGAAAUUCAUUCAAGCGGAGUGAGCAUCACAAGCGGCAUUCGUUCAACAAGCAUGUCGUGGAAGAGGGAAUGAGAAGCGGUUUGCAAAACCAUAAAAACAAUUCGCAAAACCGCAGUCGGAAUAUGAAUGCUCUAGAUUUGAACGGCUCCCCUCUUGUGCCCGCUAAAGUUCACAACAGUGUGAGCAAUAAACAGAAUCACGACAAAAUUACCACCACCCCUGAGAAACAAAAUGGAGGUAGCGAUAGGCAAGCCAAGACAAGAGAUCUUACCUCAUCCACCGGAGCGUCAUGCAGUAGCCAUAAUGAUGGUGUCAAUGACCUGUCUCAGCGAGACAAAGUUAAGGUAAAGACUGAGACAUGUCCAAACUUGUUCUCGAAAGAAAAACCAAAUGCUCCAGCAGACAUCCCCGAGGAUGUCAAACCAUUUAUUUUUGAUGGAAAGCACAGACAUCUAGUUACCAACAGUGACAGUGUCGAGAAAACUCAGACAAAGAUAGGAGAGGGUCAUCAGUAUUCGGCGCAGAAUGGGGACACACACCAUGAUACGACGGGUGACAAUGAAAUCAUAACCCCCGCCGAGGGACCCAUUAGUCGCCUCAAGCGGAGUCUGGAAAUGUAUAAAAUGUUCUGCGACGGCGCCUCCACCUCGCACGAAAGACGACCCGCGAUCUCGGACAGGAGCGUCAGCAAGACAGCGUCAGUAAAACCUUCAGGGAGGAUCACCUCCCCAUCCCCACCUCUGCUGGCGGCGUCAGCCUCGGGCUCGAUGAAAAUCAAGAAAGAGCCCGGGGUCGUCGAAGUUCAAAAGUGCCAAACUGGUGAACAUGAUUGCAGGUCCAUGAAAAGCCACAGCUUGCCCGUCAAGAGAACCCUUAACAAUAACAUGCUGCCCUGCUCCACGGAGAGCAAAACUCCGGACUCCAAAGCCGGGAGUCGAACCUCGGGAUCACCCGAGUCAUUAACAACAAACUCAGCCACCGAUGCUAGGCGCAGUGUUGUCCUAAGCAAUUCGGACCUUGUGAAAUAUAACGACACUGCAUUGUACAAGAACAGCGACCCACUACAUGAAAUUGACAAACUCGUUAACAGUACGACCGGGAUCCAGCAUCCACCUGUCCCACUGAAAAUCGCUCGGAUUUCGGUGGAUAUGGCCAACAGAGGAGCGUACGUGAUGAAACGAGAACCGGAGAUCUACGUUAACCCGGGGAUCGAGAACACAAAGACUAAUCCGCUGGAGGAAAUGUGUAAAAUGCUCAACUCUACACACAGAUGACACCAUCAUGGAAUUCAGUAUCAGGUUCGGUUGUAUGGUGUUCACAUGAUGGAAACCACAAUACAUUCUAGUAGAUGUCUUAAACGUUCAUCAGAGAAGCGUUGCACAUGUAAGACAACAGUGAUGAAUCACGGUAAAUGGAGUCUAAUUUUCACAUCUGAGGGUAAUUUUCUGGUCUUUCAUGGAUCUCGUUUCCACGUAGAAAGAUAUGUCUUUUCAAAUUUUUUAGGCAAAACAACAUUGACAACAAUUUGUAAAGUCAUCAUCAUAAUAAUGCUACUAAUAAUGAUAACAUAAUGAUAGAGUGCCUUAUGUGAGGGCUUCACAGAUAAUAACAGAGGCAAAAUCAAAUAAACAGUGGACAAAAAAACUAAAUACAAUUUACAAGAGACAAGUCAGUAACAUUCAAAGGUAAAAAAACUCAAAGCCUAAAAUAUAAGGACUUGAUUUUUUUUUUUUAACUCAGCCAAGAGACAACUACAGUAGCUACAAAAACAACAGUAAAAUUGUGUAUACCAAAGUAGUUGACUACAACACUGAUACAACUUGCCCAGUUAUGAACUUACGUCAAAUACAAAGAAACACAAGUCAAAGUCAGCAACCUUGUAUCAUACCGGAAGAAGGCAAUGACCGCAAGCACCAUAUUCCAUGGUCGUUACCAGGGAUGAAAGUACCCAAAACCUCAACCCAUGGUAGACAAAAGAUGGGAAACACCAUUUGUAGCUUUAGAUACAGGGCCCAACUUUUUAGAGCUGCUUAUAAAUAAGCACAAAAGAAGUAGCUAAGCACAUCAAUGUAAUAUGCUUAUCAGAUUAAGGUUCCCAGCCAAAAUACCAUUCACGUGUACAAUUUGUGAUUGGUCCUGCUCAUUUCUGCUUAGCAGGGAAUUGUUAAGCAGCAUUUUCUGCAUAAGCCCAGGAGACUACCAUACAAACACACCCACUUAUGAGCAUCAACGACUAAAAAACACAAGUUAAAAGUCAACAACCUUAUACAUCAUGCCAGACAUGUUACCCUCCAAUCAGCCCUUGUGUAUAGCACAGGAAAGGAAUGUACCCAACUGUCCACCAUUUGUGCUACACCCAUGUCUCCUGUUUUCAUUUUGCGUCACUUGCUGAUUCCUCGGCCAUCCAUUUUCCCCCUUUUUUUUUUAUCUUGCCUCUGACAACUUUUUCACAGUUUCCGUUGUUGGGGGGCAAUGUUUUGUCAGAAUGUCACAUCAGAGCCUAAACGUUCACCAUACGCCUUAUAUGAUGUUGUCCGCUGGGGAUUUGCAUUUAUUAUUUUUCUGAUGUUUUCGUUAUAGUACCCUCUAAGGUCGAUCUAUAUUAAUUUUACCAGCACAUUUUUGUUUUUGUUUUU